Messenger RNA from Canis lupus familiaris (dog), 498 nucleotides. It is a transcript of the gene WFDC13, whose product is annotated as WAP four-disulfide core domain 13. Lineage: Eukaryota; Metazoa; Chordata; Mammalia; Carnivora; Canidae. The transcript is spliced from 3 exons. The annotation marks the transcript as partial. The record is from RefSeq and is a predicted model, not a curated record.
CACAGCAUGCCUGUGCUUUGCCCUCCUUCAUUCUCUCGUCCUCUGAGCUGUGUCUGGUCAAAUCCAGCAGUCCUCAGCCAAGACCUACCUACUCAUCCUGCCAGCAGCAUGAAGUCUGCACUGCUUCUCCAACUCCUAUUGAUUCACUUAACACCACAGCAGGUGCCUGGGAGCCCCAAGCAACAUUUUAUGAAGUAUAUCUUGGAACCCCCACCCUGCAGAUCAGAUCCUGGAAACUGCACUCAAUUCUGUACAAUGCAGGAAGAUUGCAAAAACGGACUUCAGUGCUGUUCUGCCUUCUGUGGGAUAGUCUGUUCAUUAAACAAGAAUAUAAAUUAUGACAGAACCAGUCACAAGAACAUAAGAAAGGUCAUGGUACAACCUAACCUUACACCUAAAAUAAUUGGAAAAAAAGAACAUCAAAUAAAGCCUAAAUCCAGCAGGAGAAGAGAAAUAAUAACAACUAAAGCAGAAAUCAAUGGUAUAGAAAUAAAAAAA